Lagopus leucura (white-tailed ptarmigan) is the source of this 2639-nucleotide messenger RNA. It is a transcript of the gene SLC46A2, whose product is annotated as solute carrier family 46 member 2. The transcript has 4 exons. Gene Ontology annotation, biological process: transmembrane transport. Gene Ontology annotation, molecular function: transmembrane transporter activity. The record is from RefSeq and is a predicted model, not a curated record. The coding region runs from base 617 to 1978 and encodes 453 amino acids. Gene Ontology annotation, cellular component: membrane. NCBI's taxonomy places the organism in Eukaryota, Metazoa, Chordata, Aves, Galliformes, Phasianidae.
ACAGGGCAAAGGGGAGCAGCUGAGAGUCACGGAGCCAGCAUCACAUUUGUGUGGAUAAAAAGGAAAGGAAUGGAGCAAAGAGGAAUUCAUGAAACACCUGGCAAGAAAAGCACUCAGCACUCAGCCUUCUCCUGUCCCUGCCGUCAGGCAUGAGCAUCAUUUCCCUGAGAGCCUUGUGGCUUGUGAAGGAUGCCAAAAGAGAAAGAAAAAAAGCAGCAACUACAUGGCCAUUUUCACUUCCUAAAGUGGGUGACAGAAAUUCCCCCCAGGUCAUAUGAUCUUUAUUGAAGCUGCACCAGGAAGAGCAGCAGCAGCCAGUGAGUGCAGGGAGUCUCCGUACAAAAGCCUCUGCUGCCUGAGCCAGAGGUCAGAGCAGCACAGGGAUGUGCAUGCGAAUGCACACAUACAUACCAAAGUGAGGUGCAAACAUCCUCCCAGCCAGAUUGCCUCUUGCACAACUCCGAUUCUGUGCAAACUGGCAGACCUUUUAUUUUCCCUCCACCGCUCCACUUCAAGCAUGUAUCCAGAGCAGGACUUCUGAGAACGCUACUUCCUCCAGCACAUCUCUUGGAAAACAGCUCUCCUCUCUCCCUGAUUAGAGGUGGCCGUCUGCACCAUGGUAGGGAUGAUGGCAAUGAGAACAUGGGUUGAGCCGGUGGUCGCAGGCUCCCAGGUGGCCAGUGCCUUCUACGACACAGCGCUGCUGCUGGUGGUGAAGAGCUUCUACAACCAGACCAAUUCAACUGUCCCUUCCCAUGUACUGGAAGAUGCUCAGCAGAAAGCUGUCUCUAAUUUUUAUAUCAUCUACAACCUCGUCCUGGGUCUCAGUCCACUGGUGUCAGCCUAUGGCUUGUCCAUGCUGGGGGACAAGGUGCAUCGGAAGAUCCCCAUCUGUGUCUCGCUUCUUGGCUAUUUGGGCUCCAAAUCUCUCCUGCUUCUGCUGAUUCUGCUGGACUGGCCAAUUGAGGUGAUGUAUGGGGCUGCAGCCAUCAAUGGGCUGACAGGCGGCUUCACUACAUUCUGGGCAGGCAUCAUGGCUCUGGGAUCUCUGGGCUCCUCUGAGAGCAGGAGGUCUCUGCGGCUCAUUAUUAUUGAGAUGGUGUAUGGCCUUGCGGGCUUUCUGGGAAGCAUGGCAUCCGGCUACCUCUUUGUUGGCUUCAGCUAUCACUAUCGAGAGGGCACUGUGCUGGUGAGUUGCAGCAUUGCCUGCUAUGCUUUCUGUCUCCUCUACAGUGCUUUUGUGCUGAUGGUCCCCAGGCCAGCAGCUUCCUGCCCAGACAAAGCCAAGACUGUAGAGGAGGCUGGCAGCCAGCGACCAGCUCACAUAGGAGGAGCAGACAGUGCCCAGCCUUCAGAGAGCAGCAGUCAAACUCCAGUAACACCCUCAAAACUAAUCAUCGUUAUGCUUUUUGUGGCAGCGAUCCUCUAUGAUCUUGCCGUAGUUGGAGCAAUGAAUGUACUUCCACUCUUCUUGAUCAGGAAGCCUUUGAGUUGGAAUGCCGUGGAGAUUGGCCACGGCAACGCUGUUGGGUACAUGAUUUUCAUCACCAGCUUCUUGGGGGUACUUGUGUUCUCCAAGUGCUUUAAGGACAUCACCAUGAUCAUGAUCGGAGUGGUGUCAUUCAGUGCUGGCAUCCUCAUCAUGGCCUUCGUGCGGUGGACUUUCUUGUUCUACAUAGCUCGAGCAGUGAUGCUCUUUGCCCUCAUCCCCUUACCAACCAUCAGGUCCAUGUUGUCCAAGCACAUUGAAGGAUCAUCCUAUGGUAAGGUGUUUGUCCUGCUGCAGCUGUCCUUAGUCACCACGGGAGUAGUGACAUCCACAGCCUACAACAAGAUUUACCAAAGCACGCUGAACUGGUACAGCGGCUUCUGCUUUGUUCUGUCUUUCCUGGCUGGCUGCCUGAGUCUCCUCCCUUCAAGCAUUGUGGCCAUCAAACAACGUUCAAGCACUGGUUCUUUUCAGAUUCCAACCAAGUGACAGAAACUGUACCAUCUAACACAUUUUUUAGUCUUGAUCAGUUCUUUGAGGAGGUGGAAGGUCUGCCAAGCACCUGCCCCUACAGUUAGCUUAAUUACAAGAAGCAUCUAAUCUACGUCUUCACCUCACAGCAUGCCACACUGUCAGCCACUGAGCUCACCCAGUACAAAGAAGUUUGCCUUGUUACUUCUGCAGUACAUCAUCAUGCAGAGUAAUGUGCACUGGCUGUAGGUCACUAUCAGUGUUCUGAACAUCUUUUCAUUCUAGGUACUUAGCAAUAGUGCAGACGGACAAGAACAGGGCAGAAAUGAGAGGUGUGUUUCCAAGCACAUCGACCAAUUUAAAAGGGGAAAGUAGUGGAACAGCCAUGUUCUCCAUUAUUUUCGUCUUGUCCUUCAAGUCUGAAACCUCAGAGCAGUUCUGUGACUUUGGCUUACGUGGCUGAGGUCCAGAAGCAGCACACUGGGAGUGCACAGUGGUCAGCAGGACGAGACUAGCUUCUAACAUAUUACAGUCAAGAGUAAAGAUAACUGAUGUUAUGAAAAGAAAUACAGAAAUGCCAUUGUAUUUAAAAAACAAAAAACAAAAACCAAAAACCAAAAAACCACCAAGAUUAAGGUACAUUUUUUGUAAUCUCUACAAUAAAACAUUUCUUAAUACA